Messenger RNA from Anopheles marshallii, 2805 nucleotides. RefSeq lists its product as uncharacterized. The record is from RefSeq and is a predicted model, not a curated record. The transcript is spliced from 2 exons. Lineage: Eukaryota; Metazoa; Arthropoda; Insecta; Diptera; Culicidae. Bases 1 to 2805 code for a protein of 934 amino acids.
AUGUCUGACGAUGACGCUCCACGUACAGCUGUGUCCCCGCCAUUAAACUGCGCAAAAAUUGAGGCCGCAUCAUCAGCACCCGUUGAGUUCCCAGAACUUGAACACCCUUCCGUAAAGGGGGAAAACGUUUCAGACUGUGUGAAAGUGAAACCCGAAACAGGACCAGUGGAAUUGAACGAUAGCAUCGUAGAGUCGCUCCGAUCGAAUGACCAUGAAGCGACAAAAGCCAAGCAACGAAAAUGCGUUCAAUUUACGACAACAACAACAACAACAACAACACCCGGCACUGCAGAUGACACGCUGCGCAAGUUUAUCGAAGGUGAAGAAAUAUUGGACAAAAGGAACCCGUUCAAAAUCGACGUACCGUACGGAGCGGAACCGUAUGUGGACCGUCGGGUGCUGUACACAACAACCAAUGAACCGACCCUUAUCGAAGCCGAUAGUGGCGGUGGUAAUGAUGCGGACGAUUCUGACACCGAUCUGGACGAUAACGUUUUCAUCACGAAGGAAGAAAUACUGCGACAAUCGAAAUAUGUUAAGACGUAUAUAAAAAAUCCCGAUAAGCACCUAAACUAUGAUAAAAGUGUAAUCCAGAAAAUGAACGCCCUGAAAGCGAAAGGGCGUGAGGCGCGAGAUGUGGUGGUGGUGGACGGUGGUGCCGCUGUGCCCGUAGCCAUAAGACCUCCGAUACCGGCACCCCGUACCAUUCACCUUCCGAGCGAUCGAAACAACAACAAUCGCAGGCAAGACGUUGUUUCACCGCAAAUGGAACGCGUCGGAAACCGUAAACCGAUACCGCGAGCGAGACGGCGUGACUAUGCCGAGGUAAAGGUACGCAUCGGGUCAGCCGAAGCCGAAGAAUCGCUGUACGAUUCGAACGAGGUCGUUCAAAAUGCGCUGAAGUUUGAUAGCCGGUUUAGGAAGGUAGAAUUUGGCUCGCAAGAUGAUAUCGAUACGAUCGCCGAAAGAACGGAAGACGGAACAGAUCAACCUGUGGUUUUGGGUGCUUCUGCACGGACGGUAGAAAACGAAAAUCGUCCAGCUGUGAAAGAAAAGGAAAAGAACACUUCCCCAAGCAAAGAUCAACCCGAUGGACGAAAGACGACUUUUGCCGAGGAUGUGAAGAAAUCGUUUUCCAACACAGUGAAAAGUGCCGACUUUCGGAAGUACCUUCAGAGCAAGGGACUUUCCCUGGUGCCGGCAAAACCGAAAGCGAUCGAGGAAACACCCAACAAGGCCAAUCGGUUAUCAGCAACCUCCGUAAGCAGCGCACCACCAACGCGCCAUCCGGCCAAACCUUCGGUGCUAACGCGCUUGUUCCAAAACGGGCUCUUCGCACCAAAAACUCCCCAUGAUCCCGCAUACUCGUCGAUGUUUGCAAAAUCUUCCGCACCACUUCAUUUUAGCACACAACCGCGUUUAACACGGCCACAGCUACCGGCACGAUUCGGUAGCUUUAACAGCUCGCUCAACAAACGAUCCUCCCUCGGUACGGUGGAGGUUAAACCAAAGGUUAAUUUUAGACAGUCUGUAGAUGGACGGGAAGAUAUGAUGAUCGCCCCGGUGAGACGUCCUGCUUCGGUAAAUGAUUUUGAGCGACCAAAAUUACGCACCAACAUGGCCAAUAGAUCGGUAUCUUCGGUGGAUUCUUUGAAGCGACCGGUGAAAAACGCUGGCGUGCAGGUGAAUCUAGCCACGCAUGGAUAUAAUAAUGGACAAGUAGUGCGUGAAAGUCAAUUGGUUCCUGUGCAAAAUCGGUUCAUAACUUCACAGCAGAUUGGUGGAGGUUUGCCACCCAGAAACCCCAUUGUUGGGCAAAAGUAUCAGCAUCAGGUCACUCAGUAUCAUUCGUUACGUCAACGUCCAGAUGUGCGUUUUUCUGCUGGAUCUACACACACGGUAGCUCCACUCUAUUCAGAACCAUUGCGCGAACCACCAAUGUUGGUACCGGAUGAUACAGAUUCCGGAUUCCGAUCAACGCAAGACAACGGAUAUCACAUCUACGAACAAACGCCCGAUAAUUUAAGACGAAGCGAAAUGGUGUACGGUAAAAUUGGUUACUUGAGCAACACGCAGCUGAACCGUUGGCAUCCACAGGAUCGUCGAUCGUACAGCAGCAUGCAGGAAGGUGUAACGGGUAUGAACGGUGGAACAUACGGUCGUUUACGUCCGCUGUACGUUUCUUCUCCACUGUCCACCCAAUCGACACCGGUUCGUCGUCGCGUCUCCGAUGGACUGGACCGGGAGCAAAUUCUUCACCGCAUCUACGACUUCUAUCGACGAUCGAUACGAAACAGCAGCAAAACGAGCGUUCACUCAAACCAAACGGAACCUCCUUCCUACCAGAGCGGCAGCAAUGUUUAUGGUACGAAAAUUGUCCCCAGCGGAUCCUUUCCCGUCGAACGACAGCGGGUACAACGAGUACAAAGUCUAAACACUCCACGACCGAACGCAACGCACCAUGGGACGUUAAAUUAUACAAGAGCGGUAGCAAUCCCCGUACCGGGCAAUCCCGCCAACCAUGGCCGAAUGGUAACAGUUCCACAAAACCAGCACGAUCGUAAUAUUGAAAAUAUUUACGCAUUUGUAAACAAAAAGAUGGUCCAGAUGAAUGUCGGUGCGGGCGAUCAUAGCAGUGUACGAUCGGUGCAAACAUCCGCCCCAUCCACCCUACGCAGGGUGACAUUUUCAAGCAAAGGUGUAGGCGUACACGACGUCAUGACGGAUGGGCUCGAUGAAGCAGAUUACGUUAACAUACGUGGUGCUCCAGAUGGGCUACUAACAUACGGAAUUGGUUCACUUUGA